AUGUACAAGCAGCUGCAAGGUCAAGAAGAUCUGACCGGAUAUGCACGCAGUGUAGGAAAGUCCCCAAGGGCCGCAUCCACGGAUGCCAAGCAGUACGAGAACUCUACAAUCGAAGGCGAAUCGGAUAUAUCGAACUCGAAGCCUCCUACCUACGAGCUGGUCAACGACAAAGCAUACCACGAUGACGACUUUCUCCUGCUGGCAAGAACUCUGGAGCCUGACUGUCCCGUCCCUACGAAGAAGCGCUUCUUUACAGGAUGGCGCAUGGGCGCGCUCGCAUCGGCUACCUGCGCUAUAUUGGUGUUCAGCAUGAAUCUCGCGGUUACGAUCUGGGUCUGGAAGAACCCCGAUUACGAGCAUGCGAAUGGCGUCGGGACAUUAUUUCAAGGCAGCUGCUCUACUGUUAGAGAAGUGAACGUCUACGUCCACUUAGUCGUGAACAUACUCAUAAGGGAUUACAAGUUCGACCCCUCCGAUGUGGUCGUGUUGAGGAACGGCAGCACGGUGCCCAAAUACAGGAACUUCAGCAUAUCCGAAUGUCUUACAGCAUACGGCACGCAGUAUGUUUCAGCAGUUGGGAAUUUGUACUUGAUCCAAGCAAGCCCGACGGUUCUGCGGGACGCUACUGCCUGGAUUGGUCGACGUUAUCGGAACGGCUCUCUCGAAUGGGUGUUUCAAACACUGGACACGAAAGAAGAGGACCUCAAGAACAAUACUUAUGUUACCGAAGCCCCAAAUCAACAACUUCCGGUGAUGAGCACGCCAGAAAUGUAUCCUUCCAAUGGGUGGCGCUGUCUGCCUCAUCCUCCUGUCAAUUGCGAUCCUGACGAUGAGACCGCAAUUCCAAGCAAUCGAUUAGCGUGGCAACUAUUUGAAGUACCCGUGGCAUACUGCACUAUCGAACAAGUUGAAGAGUUUUGCAAGCUGCAGUUUAGCUUUACUAUUGCUAUAGCGGUUAUUGUGGCCAACUUUGUUAAAGCAGUUUGUAUGCUACUAUUGCUUUGUCUGUAUUAG
This is a messenger RNA of Alternaria metachromatica, 1014 nucleotides long. RefSeq lists its product as uncharacterized. The record is from RefSeq and is a predicted model, not a curated record. NCBI's taxonomy places the organism in Eukaryota, Fungi, Ascomycota, Dothideomycetes, Pleosporales, Pleosporaceae. The transcript is spliced from 4 exons. Bases 1 to 1014 code for a protein of 337 amino acids.